CUUUCUUUUUUCCAUUCGAUAUCUCAAUCGGAAAAGUUUCAAUCUUUAAAGUAACCAUGAAAAACCAGUCCCCAUUUUCUCUCUCCACUCUACGUUCAGUCUCUGCGAUCGUCUUCCUCUUCUACUCUGUCUCUGCAGAAUACUCUUCCGAGCUUCCACCCAAUUCUUCCAGUGCCGCCGCCGACGACGAAUUCAUCCGCACAAGUUGCGGCCAAACCCAAUACCCAGACCUCUGCUACGCCUCUCUCUCUGCCUACGCUGGCGACGUCCUGCAAGACCCUGCGCGCCUCGCCUGCGCAGCCAUCAACGUCAGCCUGUCCACCGCCCGCGACACAGCCUGCUUCCUCUCCAACAUCUCCCGCCAAGCCAGCAGCGGCCGCGACCGCACAGCCGCCGCCCUGCACGACUGCGUGGAGGUGUUCCACGACGCCGUGGCGCAGCUCCGCGACUCGCUCGGGCAGAUGGGGAAGCUGGGGUCCGGCGGAGAGCCGCUGAAGUUCCAGCUCAGCAACGUGCAGACGUGUAUGAGCGCCGCCCUCACGAAUGAGGACACGUGUACGGAUGGAUUCGAGGACGUGCCGGACGGUGGCGUGAAAAUGGGGGUCUGCGAUCGGGUUGGGGAGGCGAAGAAGGUUACGAGCAAUGCUCUGGCGUUGGUUAAUCUCUACGUUUCUAAGGUUUCGUCGCCAUGAAAAUUAAGGAAAAUUGUUGAGUGCUGUCGGCGCAUCGCUUGCUUGGGUGUCACAAUUAUUAUGAAGAUGAUUUAUUAUAUAUAUACAUAUGUAUUAUGAAAGUAGAGUUUUUAUUUAUUCAAAGCAAAUUGCGCCAAAUAAGAAUCGAAUUGGAUCGGAUACAGGGUCUCAUUGAAA
Molecule: messenger RNA, 869 nt
Organism: Diospyros lotus (date-plum)
Lineage: Eukaryota; Viridiplantae; Streptophyta; Magnoliopsida; Ericales; Ebenaceae
Product: 21 kDa protein-like
Exons: 1
Coding region: 57-692 (211 amino acids)
Biological process (GO): negative regulation of catalytic activity
Molecular function (GO): enzyme inhibitor activity
Source: RefSeq, a predicted model, not a curated record